Messenger RNA from Sapajus apella (tufted capuchin), 5184 nucleotides. RefSeq names its product hexokinase 3 (gene HK3). The transcript is spliced from 20 exons. The record is from RefSeq and is a predicted model, not a curated record. Gene Ontology annotation, cellular component: mitochondrion; cytosol. Gene Ontology annotation, biological process: glycolytic process; intracellular glucose homeostasis; glucose 6-phosphate metabolic process. The coding region runs from base 2091 to 4979 and encodes 962 amino acids. NCBI's taxonomy places the organism in Eukaryota, Metazoa, Chordata, Mammalia, Primates, Cebidae. Gene Ontology annotation, molecular function: D-glucose binding; mannokinase activity; glucokinase activity.
AGUGCUGGGAUUACAGGAUUGAGCCACCGCACCCGGCCAGCCCUGGACUGUUGAAGUUGUGGGAAGGCUCUUUAAUUUAACAAAAAUUAACUGAGAUUUGUUUUUUACCAGAUAUAGAACUGCGCUCUGAGGCUGUACAGGUGAAUAAGAAACAUUUUCUGGGAACCCACAGUACAAUGGGGAAGAUGGACACAUAAGCAGAUGCCUUUAAUAAACAGAUAUAAAUGCAGUGAUACAAGAACAUCCAAGAUUAUACAGAAUCAAUAAGCAGACCACACUCAAAUGGGGUCGGCCAGGAGAAGCUUUUCAGGGAGGGCUCCCCAUUGACUAUAAUUUAAGGGAUGAGGAAAAUUUAGGUGAAAAGGUGGGAGAGGACAAAGCAAGGGCCAUUCCAGACACGUCAUCACAAAGACACGAUAGUUAGAAGUAGCUUGAUGUGUGUAGGAGAGCUGCAAGGCACAUCCACAGUAUAAAGGGUGUGGAGCAAAUCGUGGGGGAGCGUAUUGAGGAUCUGUGUGCCUGGCUGGGGACUGUGGGUGGUGAGAAGCAAGCCUGUGAGCAAGCUCAGAGGGAAGGCCUGACCUCCCAGCCCGUCGGCAGUGCUCUGGUUGUGCCCACCUCUCCCCCAGUGAACUGCCUAUCCUCAUUCCUUAGCUCUAUCUGUAUAGUUGGAGAUUGGCACUAAGGGGCUAUGAGGGAACCUUGUCAGGACUUGUCCUUCCUUUUGUUGGUCAGGGGCCAUCUGGUUUCUGAAGAGAACCACUGGCAGCUGCAGUGCCUCUGCUACAGCCAGGCUGUCCCAGCUGCUCACAGAACUCAAGCUCAGCCGUCCUCCCUCCACUGACCUUGACCCAGACUUUCCUUGGCAUUAUGACUAGGGGACCAGGACCCCUGCUCCUGGGGUCUGGAUACAGACCUUCCAGAAACACAGAUGAAGAGCCCUGGCAAUGCUUGUUAGGGGCAUAUCCUCACCCUGGCUCAAGAAAUUGCAGGCUGUCAGCAUGAAUCACAGCUGGGCCUUUCAUAUUCAGCUCCAAAUUCUCCUCUCCCAGCUGAACAAAGUUGAGAGGGACUGGGAUCCCAGGCUAGGCAGGAUGCUAUGUUGUGGGUGACAGGCAUUCUACCCUCUGCUGCCCCAUCCCCCACUUCCCUAUCUUUCACAGACUAUAUGCCUGGUUGGUACCCCGUAAACAGCACAGCAGGACUGACGUUUGGCAUGUUUCCAGGCCUCACCAUGCCACAACUGAUGGAGGAGCUACUGUCCCUGGUCUCCAUCCUGAUGUGGAGGCCUCGUACUAUCUGUGAAUAAUGAUAAGGUUACUGCUGAUGAGGCAGCCUGAAGCUUUAGAGUGUGUAUCCACCAAUUUGCCUUCAACAAAGAUUGUUGCAGGCUGUCUAGUAUCCUGCAUUGGUGCUCCAAGGUUCUGUGCCUUUGAGGAGAAAUUUCUGCAGAAAAAGAGCUUAUUGGCCAAUAGCUCCACAACAGCCUAAGAUUCCCCUUCUUCAGUAGAGAAGACCUGCCAUGUGAAACUAUUCUCCCUGCUUGGCCUACAGACUAAAGGCUCGACUCCACAGUCUGUCACCUCCUCAUCUGUCACCUCUCCCACCAUGUAUCCCCACCUUCAUGUAUCCUCUUCAGGUGCUUGGAGCUGCACCUCAUUCCAUGAAGGCACCUGUGUGUGUGUGAUUCAUGGUUUUGUAUGUGCUCUCCACUUUGUCAAGGACCACUUCUGUCAUCAUACUGCUGUUCUUUCUUCAAGGCUCAGCUUCCUCAGCUAGCCCUGCCCACUCUUGGGCAGAGUCAGCCACUUUCUGUUGUGCUCCCACAUUGCCUCUUGCUCAGAAGUACUUACCAUAACUUUCCUGGGCUAGGUGCCUCCAGCUCCUUCCAGGGGUGAUCCACCACCUCAAAACUCAUUUACAAAAUAAACAGAGCCCUCAGCAUUGUAGAGAUAAUGUCCCACAAUCUUAGACUCAGACCAAGGCUCAACUUUGCUGUGGUCAUCUUGCAAGUUUUCACCACAGCCUUGCCUAGCCUGGGCUACUCUUAGGGCAGGCUUGGAAGGAAGUACAGCUUCCUGAAUUAACUGAUGUUUGUGUCACUUUUGGGUACAUUGGGGUGCCUCACAUUGCCAGACGAGCUCAGACCUGAGGAGAGUGACCAGCUUCUGUGUGUUCCAGGUGGCCAGCCUCCACUGUGGAAGUUCAUGGACUCCAUUAGGUCUGAAGGGUUGCAGCAGGGGGAAGAAGCCCUGAGUUGCCCUGAGGAGGGCUUGCCCCGGCCCUCAGACAGCUCAGAGCUGGUGCAGGACUGCCUGCAGCAGUUCAAGGUGACAGUGGCACAGCUGCAGCAGAUCCAAGCCAGCCUCUUGGGUUCCAUGGAGCAGGCACUGAGGGGACAGGCCAGCCCUGUACCUGCGGUCCGGAUGCUGCCUACCUAUGUGGGGUCCACCCCACAUGGCACUGAGCAAGGAGACUUCGUGGUGCUGGAGUUGGGGGCCACAGGGGCCUCACUGCGUGUUUUGUGGGUGACUCUAACUGGCAUUGAGGGGCAUAGGGUGGAGCCCAGGAGCCAGGAGUUUGUGAUCCCCCAAGACGUGAUGCUAGGUACUGGCCAGCAGCUAUUUGACUUUGCUGCCCACUGCCUGUCUGAGUUCCUGGAUGCUCAGCCUGUGAGCAAACAAGGUCUGCAGCUUGGCUUCAGCUUCUCUUUCCCUUGUCACCAGACAGGCUUGGACAGGAGCACCCUCAUUUCCUGGACCAAAGGUUUUAGGUGCAGUGGUGUGGAAGGCCAGGAUGUGGUCCAGCUGCUGAGAGAUGCCAUUCAGAGGCAGGGGGCUUACAACAUCGACGUGGUUGCUGUGGUGAAUGACACAGUGGGCACCAUGAUGGGCUGUGAGCUGGGGGCCAGGCCGUGUGAGGUUGGGCUUGUCGUAGACACGGGCACCAAUGUGUGUUACAUGGAGGAGGCGCGGGACGUGGCAGUGCUGGAUGAAGACCGGGGCCGCGUCUGCGUCAGCGUCGAGUGGGGCUCCUUCAGCGAUGAUGGGGCACUGGGGCCAGUGCUGACCACCUUCGACCACACCCUGGACCAUGAGUCCCUGAAUCCUGGUGCUCAGAGGUUUGAGAAGAUGAUUGGGGGCCUGUACCUGGGUGAGCUGGUACGGCUGGUGCUAGCUCACCUGACCCGACGUGGGGUCCUCUUCCGUGGCUGCCCCUCCCCUGCCCUGCUGAGCCAAGGCAGCGUCCUCCUGGAGCACGUGGCUGAGAUGGAGGACCCCUCUGCUGGGGCAGCCCGUGUCCACGCUAUCCUGCAGGACUUGGGCCUGAGCCCUGAGGCUUCGGAUGUUGAGCUCGUGCAGCGCGUGUGUGCGGCUGUGUGCACGCGGGCUGCCCAGCUCUGUGCUGCCGCCCUGGCCGCUGUUCUCUCCCGCCUCCAGCACAGCCGUGAGCAACAAACACUCCAGGUCGCUGUGGCCACUGGAGGCCGAGUGUGUGAGCGGCACCCCAGGUUUUGCAGCAUUCUGCAGGGGACAGUGAUGCUCCUGGCCCCGGAGUGCGAUGUCUCCUUCAUCCCCUCUGCGGAUGGGGGUGGCCGGGGAGUAGCAAUGGUGACUGCCGUGGCUGCUCGCUUGGCUGCCCACCGGCGCCUGCUGGAAGAGACCCUGGCCCCAUUCCGGUUGAACCACGAUCAACUGGCAGCAGUUCAGGCACAGAUGCGGGAGGCCAUGGCCAAGGGGCUCCGAGGGGAGGCCUCCUCCCUCCGCAUGCUGCCCACUUACGUCCGGGCCACACCUGAUGGCAGUGAGCGAGGGGAUUUCCUGGCUCUGGACCUCGGAGGCACAAACUUCCGUGUCCUCCUGGUACGUGUGACCACAUGUGUGCAGAUCACCAGUCAGAUCUACUCCAUCCCUGAGAGUGUGGCCCAGGGCUCUGGGCAGCAGCUCUUUGAUCACAUUGUGGACUGCAUCGUGGACUUCCAGCAGAAGCAGGGCCUGAGUGGGCAGAGCCUCCCCCUGGGUUUUACCUUCUCCUUCCCAUGUAAGCAGCUUGGCCUGGAUCAGGGCAUCCUCCUGAACUGGACCAAGGGUUUCAAUGCAUCAGACUGCGAGGGCCAAGAUGUCGUGAGUCUGUUGCGGGAAGCCAUCACACGCAGACAGGCAGUGGAGCUGAAUGUGGUUGCUAUUGUCAAUGACACGGUGGGGACCAUGAUGUCCUGUGGCUAUGAGGACCCCCGUUGCGAGAUAGGCCUCAUUGUCGGAACUGGCACCAAUGCCUGCUACAUGGAGGAGCUCCGGAAUGUGGCGGGCGUGCCCGGGGACUCAGGCCACAUGUGCAUCAACAUGGAGUGGGGUGCCUUUGGGGAUGAUGGCUCUCUGGACACGCUCAGCACCUGCUUUGACGCAAGUGUGGACCAGGCGUCCAUCAACCCUGGCAAGCAGAGGUUUGAAAAGAUGAUCAGCGGCAUGUACCUGGGGGAGAUCGUCCGCCACAUCCUUUUACAUUUAACCAGCCUUGGCGUUCUUUUCCGGGGCCAGCAGACCCAGCGCCUUCAGACCAGGGACAUCUUCAAGACCAAGUUCCUCUCUGAGAUUGAAAGUGACAGCCUGGCCCUGCGGCAGGUCCGAGCCAUCCUAGAGGACCUGGGGCUGCCCCUGACCUCAGACGACACCCUGAUGGUGCUAGAGGUCUGCCAGGCCGUGUCCCAGCGGGCUGCCCAGCUCUGUGGGGCGGGUGUAGCUGCCGUGGCGGAGAAAAUCCGGGAGAACCGGGGCCUGGAAGAGCUGGCGGUGUCCGUGGGGGUGGACGGAACACUCUACAAGCUGCACCCGCACUUCUCCAGCCUGGUGGCGGCCACGGUGCGUGAGCUGGCCCCUCGCUGUGCAGUCACGUUCCUGCAGUCAGAGGAUGGGUCUGGCAAAGGUGCGGCUUUGGUCACUGCCGUUGCCUGCCGCCUAGCACAGUCGACUCGUGUCUGAGGAAGUCUCCAGGCUGAGGAAAGGUCUCAGCCCCAGCCUUGCUGGACCCGGGCUGGAAUCCACCUGUCUCCCAGCCAGGCCCAGCCACCCAGACUCCCGGGACAUCCCACGUGUGACCCCUCUGUGGCCAUUUGGCCUUGCUCCCUGGCUUUCCCCGAGAGAAGUAGCACUCAGGUUAGCAAUAUAUAUAUAUAAUUUAUUUACA